AUGCCGGCAAAUCUUCUUGCACUUCCAAAUGAGCUCGUUCUCUCGAUCGUAGAUCAUUUACCUCGUCUACCUCGGGACCGUCGGGCGGAACUUGUCUCGCUGACCAUGGUGUGUAAGAGUUUUCAUGAAAUUGCGAUGGAAAUCCUCCACAAAGAUGUCUGCGUCGACAUAGCUAAAGUACAUCGGCUCGUCUAUUUGUACGUCGCUCAACCCAAGCUCGCGCAACUAGUGAAAAGCAUAGACCUUUUCGGAGAGGCUGAUCCGCAUGCGUUUCUCGAACUUGAAGCGAAGGAACCGGACUUUUACGAGCCAAUUAUCGGAUCAUCAGGCCUCAACGACUCACUACAGCGUAUACUGAUAGGCGACCUGCGACGGCAAGACCACCAGGCCUACAUGGCCCUUCUCUUACUACAGACUUUGAAUUUCCAAAUCCUAUUAUUGGGACAAACAUAUCAUAGCGAUAUCCAUUUCCUCGAUCCGGUAUUCUUCACCGGCCUGUCCACUUCACCAAAUAGUAUGAGUCCAGAUCAUGUACACACUAGAGACGUUCAGCCUUAUUUGAGAGAGAUUAUCGCAACGCGACUAAAGCCACGGUUGACUAGGCUAGAGAUCCCGCACCACGGACUAUGGGAUGUUGUUUGGGGAGGACACCAAUCCUUGGAUUUGGGCGAAUACAUCCAGCUUAGCCACCUGACCACAAGCGUCGACGGAUUUUUGAUAAUCAAAUGGCCAGUUUGGGGAGCCAGGGCUGUCUACCAUUUUGGUGUACUACCCAAGACACUCACCCAUCUAACGAUCGGAGGCGUGAGCUGGGACCUUGGACAUCUACUAGCUCAUCUCGCCUUGGAAAAAUCCAGUGGUAGAACGCCGGAGUUGCACAACCUCGUCGUGUACAUAGCGGAGUAUGCGCAAACAAAACAAAUCUUCGCGCAAGUCCAAACGCUUGAAGAUGCCGGGAUCACAACGACGCUUAGAUACGAUGACCUUUGCUACUGUCUUCGCCUCGAUACGCUAGAUACUGGCUAUCGCUCCCGCCACAUGGACGAAUCAUUAAGGUCCCUAGAGAUGCGAGGACAUUUCGAGCCUUGGAGAUACGUAGCUACCGCCAGGGAAGUGCUGCAAAUGACCCACGGCCGAAAUAUGGAGGAAAGAGGGCAAAUAGAAGAAGAGGAGCUCAAGUCGCAGGAAGACCAGGACGAGAACAAGACCGCUAGCGAAAGCGGUAAAGAUAUCUAA
Alternaria atra is the source of this 1236-nucleotide messenger RNA. RefSeq lists its product as uncharacterized. NCBI's taxonomy places the organism in Eukaryota, Fungi, Ascomycota, Dothideomycetes, Pleosporales, Pleosporaceae. Bases 1 to 1236 code for a protein of 411 amino acids. Gene Ontology annotation, molecular function: protein binding. The transcript has 2 exons. The record is from RefSeq and is a predicted model, not a curated record.